This is a messenger RNA of Mercurialis annua (annual mercury), 961 nucleotides long. Its product is annotated as aquaporin TIP1-3. Gene Ontology annotation, molecular function: water channel activity. The transcript has 3 exons. Gene Ontology annotation, biological process: transmembrane transport; water transport. The coding region runs from base 75 to 827 and encodes 250 amino acids. The record is from RefSeq and is a predicted model, not a curated record. Gene Ontology annotation, cellular component: membrane. NCBI's taxonomy places the organism in Eukaryota, Viridiplantae, Streptophyta, Magnoliopsida, Malpighiales, Euphorbiaceae.
ACACUCACACUCACUAAGCUCAUACAAACUAACAACAAAUCUAAAUAUUCUUUGAAGAAUACAAAUUCAAGAAAAUGGGUAAAAUUGCAAUUGGAAAUCCUGGAGAAGCUAGCCAACCCGACGCUAUUAGAGCGGCAUUGGCGGAGUUCUUCUGUAUGGUUAUUUUCGUAUUUGCUGGCGAAGGAUCCGGCAUGGCUUUCAACAAGCUAACACAUAAUGGAUCAGCAACACCGGCGGGGCUAAUAGCAGCUGCAUUGUCACAUGCAUUUGCACUAUUUGUGGCGGUUUCCGUCGGAGCAAAUAUUUCCGGCGGUCACGUAAAUCCGGCGGUUACAUUUGGUGCGUUUGUUGGAGGAAAUAUUACUCUUUUGAGAGCCAUUUUGUAUUGGAUUGCUCAGUUACUUGGAUCUGUUGUUGCCUGUCUACUCCUUAAAUUCUCCACCGGUGGUUUGGAAACAGCAGCAUUCGGAUUAUCAGCAGGAGUAUCAUCAUGGAACGCAGUCAUUUUUGAAAUAGUGAUGACAUUUGGGCUGGUAUACACCGUAUACGCCACAGCAAUAGACCCCAAAAAAGGAAAUAUUGGAACCAUUGCACCACUUGCAAUCGGGUUCAUAGUGGGUGCCAACAUCUUAGCCGGUGGUGCGUUCGAUGGUGCCUCAAUGAACCCAGCCGUGUCCUUUGGUCCUGCUGUGGUCAGCUGGACUUGGACUAACCACUGGGUCUAUUGGGUUGGUCCUAUGAUUGGUGCUGCCAUUGCUGCCACUGUCUAUGAGACUCUUUUUAUUGGCGAUGGUGCUCAUGAGCCACUUACUAGCAAUGAUUUUUGAGGAAUUUUUUUUUAAUUAAGAUUGAGGAGUAAUAAUUUUUUGUGUUAUUUGAUAUAGUUUGGUUGUGUUAGGUGUUUGAUGUUGUUGUUUUUUAAUAUGUUUAGAUCAAUGAAACUGCUUUGUUUUGAUUUGAA